UACUGCAGUGUGUAUAUAUGAGCGAGGCGAGGGUUGUUUUGGGAAUCUCGGAAGAGUUGCGGCAAGGUCGAUAGAGCAUCCUACUCUUAAAAAAACAUCACAUCGCGGAUAUUAUUCGCUUUCGUACAAGUGUGCGGAAAGCUAGAGGACCGAGAGGCUACUCGGAGAUUUCAUCUCUUGAUGAGUAGCGUUGGCUAGGGCUGAAAGUUGAUGCCUUUUUUAAUCUCUGAGAGUGUAUACUGAGACAGCUAGCAAGCCAUCCUUCUCCAUUUGUAGCUCUGCAUGUUUUGUGGUUGUGCUACCUUUUUUGAGAGUGGCAGAAGUGGCAUUCGGCUUUUUCUGAAUUCGAAAGCACCGCGUUUCUCUGGGACCAACUAUCCAGACGGUCUUCCACCACUUGGGCGGUACCAGGAGUGUGAGCUGACUACUUAUAUGUCGGAAAGAACCGGGGUUUAGAAGCAGUGUAGUUUUGCUAUUGCACACGAGUUGUGCCGGACAUUUAGCUAGGAUUUUUUCCCCUUAAAAGGUCCUUCAUUUACCGGUAAUAUUUGCAAUGUCGGCGCCAUCCUCCUUGCCUCCCACCCAGGGAGAGAACCCCGCGCCAGAAAAUGAGGGUCUGGCCGUGGAUACGGGUUUGAAGCCCGCCGGCCCGACACCCAGCUCGAGUCGGUUCCAGGUGGACCUGGUGGCCGAAGCAGCCGGUGCCGCUGAUAAAACGCUCGCAUCUGGCGAUAAAGACGCUCCCCCACCCGAAGGUUCGGAGCCAGCGGCGGGUGGCGAGGAGGCAAAGGGUCGGUUCCGUGUGGUGAACUUUGUAGAUCCGAGUGGAGCAAGCCCACCAGAAGCAGUGCCCGCUGAAGGUUUCCAGAAUGGAGACACCGUGAUGAGUGAGGGCAGCCUACAUUCUUCGACAGGAGGCCAACAUCACUACCAUUACGACACCCAUACAAACACCUAUUACCUAAGGACUUUUGGUCACAACACCAUCGAUGCCGUGCCGAACAUCGACUUCUACCGGCAAACUGCUGCGCCUCUGGGGGACAAGCUGAUAAGACCCACCCUUUCGGAGCUGCAUGACGAGCUAGACAAAGAGCCGUUUGAGGAUGGCUUCGCCAACGGGGAUGAGCUCACCCCGGCCGAGGAGGCCGCAGCCAAGGAGGCGUCCGAGCCCAAGGGAGCAGUCAAGUUCGGAUGGGUCAAAGGGGUUCUGGUGCGCUGCAUGUUGAACAUUUGGGGCGUGAUGCUCUUCAUCCGCAUGUCAUGGAUCGUGGGACAGGCGGGAAUUGUUCUCUCCUGUGUGAUCGUUCUCAUGGCAACAGUUGUGACCACCAUCACCGGCCUUUCGACCUCAGCGAUUGCGACCAACGGCUUUGUACGAGGAGGAGGGGCGUACUAUUUGAUAUCAAGAAGUUUGGGCCCAGAGUUUGGCGGCUCCAUCGGUUUGAUCUUCGCCUUUGCUAACGCUGUGGCUGUCGCCAUGUACGUGGUGGGCUUUGCCGAAACCGUUGUGGAGCUCCUUGCGAGCGUGGAUUGCAUCAUGACUGAUGAAAUCAAUGACAUCCGAAUUGUCGGAACCAUCACAGUCAUCCUUCUCCUGGGUAUCUCCGUGGCAGGAAUGGAAUGGGAGGCCAAGGCUCAGAUUUUCCUGCUGGUUGUUCUGAUCACGGCCAUCUUUAACUACUUUAUUGGCUCCUUCAUCCCCCUCCAGUCCAAGGAGUCGCAGGGCUUCUUCGGCUACGACAGUGGGAUUAUGAUGGAGAACAUGGGUCCGGACUUCCGGGGCACAGAAUCGUUUUUCUCAGUCUUUGCCAUAUUCUUCCCUGCAGCCACUGGCAUUCUGGCCGGUGCCAACAUCUCAGGAGACCUUUCUGACCCACAACUGGCCAUCCCAAGGGGAACACUCUUGGCCAUUCUUAUCACCGGUAUUGUCUACCUGGGUGUUGCAAUUUCUACUGGCUCAUGCAUCGUGAGAGACGCAACAGGAAACGACAAUGACACUCGCAGCGCCCAGAUCAUGUCUAACUGCACCGACGCCGCCUGCAAGUUCGGCUAUGACUUCUCCUCCUGCAAGAGUGACGACGGCCUGUACAACUGCAGAUAUGGACUCCAGAAUGACUUCCAGGUCAUGAGCAUCGUGUCUGGUUUCGGACCCAUCAUAACCGCCGGGAUCUUCUCCGCCACUCUGUCCUCUGCCCUGGCGUCUCUGGUCAGCGCCCCCAAAGUAUUCCAGGCUUUAUGCAAAGACAACAUCUACCCUGGCCUGGAGAUGUUUGCCAAGGGCUAUGGCAAGAACAAUGAGCCCCUCCGCGGCUACAUUCUCACGUUUUGCAUCGCUCUAGCCUUCAUCCUUAUUGCUCAGUUGAACAUUAUCGCUCCCAUCAUCUCCAACUUCUUCCUGGCCUCCUAUGCUCUCAUCAACUUCUCUGUGUUCCACGCCUCUCUGGCCAACUCUCCAGGAUGGCGCCCCAGCUUCAAGUACUACAACAUGUGGGUGUCCCUGGCCGGAGCCGUGCUGUGCUGCGUGGUCAUGUUCGUCAUCAACUGGUGGGCAGCCUUGAUGACCAACGUCAUUGUCAUGGGCCUCUACAUCUACGUGAGCUACAAGAAGCCAGAUGUGAACUGGGGCUCUUCCACUCAGGCUCUGACGUACCACCAGGCCCUGACCCACAGUCUGCAUCUCAGCAGUGUUGAGGACCACAUCAAGAACUUCAGACCUCAGUGCUUAGUGAUGACGGGCUACCCCAACUCGCGUCCAGCUCUGCUCCACCUGGUCCACGCUUUCACCAAGAAUGUGGGCCUGAUGAUCUGCGGCCAUGUUCGCACGGGCUCCAGAAGGCCCAACUUCAAAGAGCUGUCCAAUGACCAGACACGUUACCAGCGCUGGCUGAUGAAGAACGAGACCAAGGCAUUCUACACAUCCGUGUUCGCUGAGGACAUUCGGGAGGGCACCCAGUAUCUGCUACAGGCGGCUGGGCUAGGUCGUCUGAGGCCCAACACUCUGGUGAUUGGCUUCAAGAACGACUGGAAGGACGGAGACAUGAUGAACGUUGAGACCUACAUCCAGAUGAUCCAUGAUGCGUUUGACUAUCAGUACGGUGCCGUGGUCCUCAGACUGAAGGAGGGUCUGGACGUGUCCCACAUCUCAGAACAAGAUGACCUGCUGUCGUCGCAGGAGAAGACGUCGGGGAUGAAGGAUGUGGUGGUGUCCAUCGACAUGAAGGACUCUGACGGAGACUCAUCCAAGCCCUCGUCCAAAGCCACCAGCGUCCAGAACAGCCCAGCCAUCCAGAAAGGUGACGAUGAUGAGCGCAAAGCCGCAAGGAAGCCGCUGUUGAGAAAAGUCAUGUGCUUUCGAACCGUGGAACCUGAGAAAAGCCCCCAGACGUUGAACGUGGCCGACCAGAGGCUCCUGGACGCCAGUCAGCUGUUUAAGAGGAAACAAGGCAAAGGCACCGUGGACGUGUGGUGGCUCUUUGACGACGGUGGCCUCACCCUGCUCAUCCCCUAUCUGCUCACCAACAAGAAGAAGUGGAAUGACUGCAAGAUCCGCGUCUUCAUCGGAGGCAAGAUCAACAGGAUUGACCACGACCGCAGAGCGAUGGCCACACUUCUCAGCAAGUUCAGGAUCGACUUCUCCGACAUCAAUGUACUGGGAGACAUCAACACCAAGCCCAAAAAAGAGAAUGUGACUGCCUUUGAGGAGAUGAUUGAGCCGUACCGGCUGAAGGAGGACGACAUGGAGCAGGAUACAGCAGAGGCACUGAAGGCCAGCGAGCCCUGGAGGAUCACAGACAACGAGCUGGAGCUCUACAGGGCCAAGACUAAUCGUCAGAUCAGACUGAACGAACUGCUGAAGGAGCACUCGAGCACAGCCAACCUCAUUGUCAUGAGCAUGCCCCUGGCCAGAAAGGGAGCCGUAUCCAGUGCUCUCUACAUGUCCUGGUUGGAGACUCUGUCCAAGGACCUGCCUCCCCUCCUCCUGGUACGAGGCAACCACCAGAGCGUCCUCACCUUCUACUCUUAAAAAUCACACACACGCCGCCUCUGGGACCGCCCACACCUCCUAUCCCAGUGCCCUAAGAGACACACACACACUCCAAUGAAGGUAGAAACCGUAGCCAUUGAUAAUAAUGAUGAUAAUAAAGGAUAUGGUGUUGCUCUGGAGGUCCAGCCUCUUAUGUGAAAGGGGGGGGGGGGGGGGUC
This is a messenger RNA of Oncorhynchus gorbuscha (pink salmon), 4203 nucleotides long. RefSeq names its product solute carrier family 12 member 2 (gene slc12a2). Lineage: Eukaryota; Metazoa; Chordata; Actinopteri; Salmoniformes; Salmonidae. Gene Ontology annotation, cellular component: membrane. Gene Ontology annotation, biological process: sodium ion homeostasis; cell volume homeostasis; potassium ion import across plasma membrane. The transcript is spliced from 28 exons. The coding region runs from base 554 to 4024 and encodes 1156 amino acids. The record is from RefSeq and is a predicted model, not a curated record. Gene Ontology annotation, molecular function: ammonium channel activity; sodium:potassium:chloride symporter activity.